This is a messenger RNA of Pieris rapae (cabbage white), 282 nucleotides long. NCBI's taxonomy places the organism in Eukaryota, Metazoa, Arthropoda, Insecta, Lepidoptera, Pieridae. The record is from the annotation of a RefSeq genome assembly.
AUGAUAAAAUUAGUUAUUUUUAUUAUAUUUUUUUUCGGUAAUAUAAUUUUUGUUAGAAAACAUAAACAUUUAUUAAUUGUUUUAUUAAGAUUAGAGUUUAUUGUUUUAAGAAUUUAUUUUUUAAUAAUAUAUUAUUUUUUAAUAAUAAAUUAUGACAUGUAUAUAUUAAUAGUUUUUUUAGUAUUUUCAGUUUGUGAGGGGGCUUUAGGGUUAUCAAUUUUAGUUUCUAUAAUUCGUACUUUUGGUAAUGAUUAUUUUCAAAGUUAUAAUUUAUUAUGAUAA